Molecule: messenger RNA, 797 nt
Organism: Solea senegalensis (Senegalese sole)
Lineage: Eukaryota; Metazoa; Chordata; Actinopteri; Pleuronectiformes; Soleidae
Gene: twist2
Product: twist2
Exons: 2
Coding region: 202-699 (165 amino acids)
Biological process (GO): developmental process; regulation of transcription by RNA polymerase II
Molecular function (GO): protein dimerization activity; DNA-binding transcription factor activity, RNA polymerase II-specific; RNA polymerase II transcription regulatory region sequence-specific DNA binding
Source: RefSeq, a predicted model, not a curated record
AAAAACUUCCUGCAGGAGAGGAGAAGCGUGCCAAAGCUCCAGAAAGAAAAGCAGCAACGAGCGCGCGCGCGAGAGAGUGUGUGGGCCACCUUCAAGAGAUUCCCUCCUCAUCUUUAAGGAUAUCUAUACAUUCCUGUAACCACGGCUUCGAAGGUGGACAACGUUUUUUCCUCUCUAUCCCUGCAUUUCUUCAAGAAAGAAAUGGAAGAGGGCUCCAGCUCCCCGGUGUCCCCUGUGGAUAGUCUGGUGACCAGCGAGGAGGAGCUGGACAGGCAGCAGAAGCGCUUCGCGAGGAAGAGGAGGCACAGUAAAAAGUCCAGCGAGGACAGCAGCAGCGGCAGCAGCCCGGGUCCGGUCAAGCGCGGCAAGAAGCCGAGCCCGAGCAGCACUCAGUCGUACGAGGAGCUGCAGAACCAGCGGGUGCUCGCGAACGUCCGGGAGCGACAGCGGACUCAGUCUCUGAACGAGGCCUUCGCGUCUUUGCGCAAAAUCAUCCCCACGCUGCCCUCGGACAAACUGAGCAAGAUACAGACGCUGAAGCUCGCCUCCAGAUACAUAGACUUUCUCUGUCAGGUGCUGCAGAGCGACGAGAUGGACAGCAAGAUGUCCAGCUGCAGCUAUGUGGCGCACGAAAGACUCAGUUACGCCUUCUCUGUGUGGAGGAUGGAGGGCGCUUGGUCUAUGUCCGCGACCCACUAGCACCAAGAGACCUUCACUGACUAAUGCCAAAGCGACUGUUUACUUCUACAAAGUAUGAAGACCAAAGGUAAUAAAUGAAGAACCCAUAGACCUCAAAG